Molecule: messenger RNA, 1746 nt
Organism: Cyprinodon tularosa
Lineage: Eukaryota; Metazoa; Chordata; Actinopteri; Cyprinodontiformes; Cyprinodontidae
Product: adhesion G-protein coupled receptor F1-like
Exons: 3
Coding region: 1-1155 (384 amino acids)
Biological process (GO): G protein-coupled receptor signaling pathway; cell surface receptor signaling pathway
Cellular component (GO): membrane
Molecular function (GO): G protein-coupled receptor activity
Source: RefSeq, a predicted model, not a curated record
AUGGAUAAUGUGCUCCCUGCAAAACAGAAAGUCAACUCCCCACCCAUGGUUAUCAAUGGAAAGGUUGUACUUGUUCAGAAAGAUCCCAGCAUCGAAAACGUAUCGAUGAAAUUUCAUAUGCUAAAUAAAAAGCUGAAAGAUCCACAAUGUGUUUUCUGGGAUUUCGACCUCUUUGAUGGUGUCGGAGGAUGGAGCAACCAGGGUUGUUCUGUGCAAUCCCAAAACAACGAAACCAUCAGCUGCAUCUGCAACCACACAACCUCCUUCUCAAUCCUGAUGUCCUCUGAUAAUUUUAAAGACUCUGAAAUGGAGGACAUAACAUUCAUUGGGGUUGGCAUAUCCAUAGGUUCUUUGGUUAUAUGUCUUCUAACUGAAGCUCUCGUAUGGAAAAAAAUAAGUACCAACACAACCGCAUUUCUUCGUCACGUUUUCAUCGUUAACAUCGCAGUUUCUCUCCUGAUAGCAAACAUUUGGUUCAUCAUAGGAGCAUCUUUUACAGACCCAGAGAAUAAAAACCCUCCUGCAUGUGCAGCAGCUACCUUCUUUAUCCAUUUUUUCUACCUUGCCAUGUUCUUCUGGAUGUUAGCCACAGGUCUGCUGUUGCUCUAUCGUACUGUCCUGGUCUUUGAGGGGGGGUUUUCUAAAACGUCUAUGCUGGUUAUGGGAUUCAUUUUGGGAUAUGGUGCACCCUUAAUCAUUGCAGUAACAACCAUGGCUGUAACUGCCCCCUUAAAUAAAUACAUAAGAGGAAAUCAUGUCUGUUGGCUGAACUGGGAUGAUUCAAAAGCCCUGUUGGCGUUUCUGGUCCCUGCACUUCUUAUCGUAGCCAUAAACUUCAUCAUCCUGCUUGUAGUGAUAUUCAAAAUGUUAAGAAGAAGAUCAGAGAAGAAUGCAGGGCAAGCAGGAGAGCAGCAUGUUCUGGUGGUGAUUGCCAGGAGUUUGGCUGUGCUCACACCAUUUUUUGGACUGACCUGGAGUUUGGGAAUCGGGACCAUAAUUGCACCGACAAACAGGGAGAUUCAUUUUGCUUUUGCACUGUGCAACUCACUACAGGGUUGCUUCAUCUGGGUGUUUGGAACACUGCUGGACAAAAAGGUGCGGUCAGAAACGAUAAAUUCUCUGAGCUCCCAGGAAAAGUUUAUAGCCGGUUGGUGAUUCACAAUGCUGCAAGUUUCCGCUUGGGAUACAAAAGCCUCUGAGUGAGAAGACUAGUUACCCCAUUCUCAGCAAACUUUACCACUCGUUUUCCCGACAUACUAUUUGAUAAUGUUGUCUUCUGAGAAUAUGUUAAUUGUACCUUAUCCAAAUUUAAUUCUAGAUAUUUAGAGUCGCCUUACCUUUAGUCUGGUAACUGUAACUUACAUGUAGAUUUUAAGGUGUUUUUCUAACUUUUUCUUCUCAUGUUAUCAAACUAUUGUUAUGAAAUCAAACAUGUGAAAAUUUGAAAGACUAAUUUUAUUUCAGCCUUUCGCUGACACUUCACAUGAAAUACACAAGCAAUAUUCUGGAGCGGAGGCACAGGGUUAGUGCUCUAUCUGCUGUGCUUAGACUCCCCAGGUGCAUGCUCUAAAAAAACUUCUUAUACAUGUCAAAAUAAAGACGAGAAAGUCAACACAUCCCUGAGACUAUUUAUUGGGGUCAUAGGACAAUUCAGUGCUAACUGGAGCCUUCUGCAACCUGUAUUCACCAACAGUGGAAGAGAGAUUUCCAAGGAGAGGUCAAUAUGAGAGUGCCAUGUAACAAGAC